Molecule: messenger RNA, 1639 nt
Organism: Dreissena polymorpha
Lineage: Eukaryota; Metazoa; Mollusca; Bivalvia; Myida; Dreissenidae
Product: 3-oxoacyl-[acyl-carrier-protein] synthase, mitochondrial-like
Exons: 6
Coding region: 288-1613 (441 amino acids)
Biological process (GO): fatty acid biosynthetic process
Molecular function (GO): 3-oxoacyl-[acyl-carrier-protein] synthase activity
Source: RefSeq, a predicted model, not a curated record
CUACUUUGCAAUAGUUUAGUGGAAUAUAACCUGAAACACUGCAAUCGUCUGCUGAUCCAGAGUGGAAACACUGAUCUGUAGACAACAACAACGUCAUAUUGACAGUCACAGCUUAGCUAUCGAAUAUCAAGACUUGAGGAUUUCCAUGUUGUAUUACAUGGGAAAAUACGGUACUUGAAAAAGCAGACCAGCACCUGACUGUCUGCACUAAGGGCUAGACAGUUAGUUUAGCUGUGAACUUCAAUGCCUUAGAACAUAAACACAUUUGAAAGAGGCUUCGUAGUUCAAUGUCCAAGACAAUUGCUCGAUGUUUUUCAACAUCGCUGCAACGCAGACGUGUUGUUGUAACAGGAACAGGUCUUGUAACCUGCCUUGGAGUAGGUACCCAGCAUGUUUGGCAGAAGUUGUUGGCGGGAAAAUGUGGCAUAACUGCCAUUACAGAUGAUAGAUUCAAAGAUAUUCCUUGUAAAGUUGCGGGCUACGUUCCUAGAGGAGACAGUCCAGGGGAGCUAAAUCUCGACAAGCAUGUGGCACCUUCAGACCAAAGAGUUAUGUCCCUUGCUACUGCUUAUGCGUUGGUGGCAGCCAAAGAGGCCGUGCUGGACUCUGGAUGGAAACCAACCUCUGAAGAAGAACAACACAGAGCAGGUGUGGCAGUAGGGAUGGGAAUGUGUUCGCUGCAGCAGAUUGCAGAUGCUGGUCAGAUUCUACGGGAGAAGGGCUACCGCAGACUCAGUCCUCACUUCCUGCCUCUAGUUCUAGCCAACAUGGCUGCCGGGCACAUCAGUCUACAGUUUGGCUUGCAGGGACCUAAUCAUUCAGUGUCCACGGCCUGUACAACUGGUCUGCAUGCAAUUGGGGACGCUACCAGGUUCAUCCAGCAUGGAGACGCUGACCUCAUGGUUGCGGGAGGAACCGAGGCAAAUGUUGACCCGCUCAGCAUCGCAGGAUUUUCCAGAAUGAGGGCGUUGAGUACAAAGUUUAACGACUCUCCGGAGAAAUCAUCUCGACCAUUUGACAAAGAUAGAGACGGUUUUGUUAUGUCUGAGGGUGCUGGAAUUGUCGUGCUAGAAGAACUUGAGCAUGCUUUAGCUCGUGGAUCUAAAAUUUAUGGUGAGGUUUUGGGUUAUGGACUUUCUGGUGAUGCGAAUCAUAUCACAGCCCCUGCUGAGGAUGGGUCUGGGGCCUAUAGGUGUAUGGCUCAGGCCUUAAAAUAUGCAGGAGUAGGCAUAGACCAAGUUGGAUAUAUAAAUGCACAUGCUACCUCAACACCUCUCGGGGAUAAAGCAGAAUCUAGUGCUAUCCAUAAACUGUUUUGUUCAAAUAGUGAUUCUUUAUUAGUUUCCUCCACAAAAGGUGCAACUGGUCAUUUACUUGGUGCGGCUGGAAGUGUUGAAGCUAUUUUUACCAUUUUUGCUUGUCAAUCUGGCAGAGUCCCUCCCACUUUAAAUUUGGUUCAAUCGGACACUGGCUAUGUUUUAAAGUAUGUUUCAAACAAGGCUUGUGAUUGGCUGAAUGUAAACUGUGGACAAAGAAGAAUAGCAUUAAGCAAUUCAUUUGGUUUUGGAGGGACAAAUGCCAGUAUAUGUUUUGCUUCUUAUUGUGAGAAGUAAAAAUUAAAAGUAAAUGAGAGUUUAAA